CAAAGACGUAAAAACAUCGUUAAAAAAUGACCACCGCAGCCCGACCAACUUUUGAACCUGCUCGGGGUGGUUCAGGAAGAAACGAAAAAGAUUUGAGUGCCAUUUCCAGACAGUAUUCAAGCAGAGAUUUGCCUGGACACACGAAGUUAAAAUAUAGGGAACAUGGUCAAGGUACAAUCGAUGAAACACGCAGCCGUGAUUUCCGCAAGGAAUUGGAGGAGCGCGAAAAGCGUUCGGGAGCUCGCCCAGAACAUGGCACUAAAAGAUUGAAGAUUGAUCAAGUGCCUGCUGCCAGUUUGGAUGCCGACGACCCUUUGGACGAGGAAGAUUCAGACUCCUCUGAUGACGACGACGAUACCGAGGCACUAUUGGCCGAAUUGAACAAAAUCAAGAAAGAGAGAGCCAUGGAGAUGGCCAAAAAGGAGAUUGAAAGGCGACAGGAGGAGGAACGGAUUCGAAUGGAGAAUAUUCUUAGUGGAAAUCCUUUGUUAAAUCAUUACUCUGGAGGAACUGGAGGAAAAACUGAGCAUAAAGUUAAGAGGAGGUGGGAUGAUGAUGUGGUUUUUAAGAAUUGUGCUAAGUCAGAGCCUGAGAAGAAAUCAAAUGUGUUUAUUAAUGAUUCCUUGAGGUCUGAUUUUCAUAAGAAGUUUAUGGAGAAAUAUGUUAAAUAAGUAAAGUACAAUAAGUAUAGUAAGUUAAUUUUAAGAUGCAGUUUUGAUAUGAGUGAACAUUUUAAUGUUAAAUAAUUGCUUAGCAAAAAUAAAUGUGUUGAUUUGGGUCAAAUUUAAGCAAUUAUUUUUAUCAUUACUUACCUAAUUUUAA
Molecule: messenger RNA, 822 nt
Organism: Brassicogethes aeneus
Lineage: Eukaryota; Metazoa; Arthropoda; Insecta; Coleoptera; Nitidulidae
Source: the annotation of a GenBank genome assembly